AUUCGUGCAAAGGAGCUGACAAGGAGCGAUCGAUGGACCGAGCCAACGUCUCGGUGAGCUACGCCGGCGCCGCCAGCCUCGCGCUCUUCGGGCAGAACGACGACUGCCACAAGUGCGCGCUCGUGCGCCUCCUCCCGGAUGGCUGCGACGACAUCAACUGCUCCACGCUCUCGUCGGACGCGAGCCUGUACCUUAUCAACACGGUGUACCCGUGGAGCCUCGAGCUGCGCACCGACGACAACGACACGGCGAUCUGGUCGGAGCGCCGGACGUUUGCCGACACGGGCGUCUACGCCAUGCGCGUCGAGGAUGCGACUGGUGAUGCUGUGGCCGUCACGUUCAGCACGACGAUCGAGCCGUCGCCGUCGCGUAUCUUUCUCGUGAUCGGCCUCGUCCUCGUUGCGUGGUUGCUCUCGUGCUUUGGGCUCUUCUUCUACAAGCAGCGCCACGCACAGUCCGCACCGCCGACCCCGGAGAAUCUCGACUAUGGCGGCGACGACGCCCACGAGCAGCCGUUGCUCGCGCAGCCACCGCCGGCCAAGCCGCGCGUCGUGAGCCUCGACGUCUUUCGAGGGCUCACGAUCGUGUGCAUGAUCUUUACCAACCUCGGCGGCGGGCGCUACUGGUUCUGGACGCACGCCACGUGGAACGGCCUCACGCCGGCCGACGUCGUCUUCCCCUGGUUUGUGUGGAUCAUGGGCGUGACCAUGACCAUUGGCGUGCGGUCGCAUGUGAGAAGGGGCGCGUCGCAUUGGACGCUCGUGCGGAGCAGCCUCGUCCGCGCGAUCAAGCUCUUCUGUCUCGGGCUCUUCGUCAACAACAUGCACGACCUCGACACGUGCCGGAUUCCUGGCGUGCUGCAGACGUUCGCCUUUGCCUACUUGGUCGUGACGCUGAUCGUAGUCGCGGGCUUGCUUGGCAACACGCAGACGCAAACGCAUUUGAUCCAAGCCAGCCUGAUUCUCUGCGUCACGGCCAUCUACCUCGGGCUCAUCUUUUUCCUGCCCGUGCCCGGCUGCCCGACGGGGUACUUUGGACCGGGUGGCAACGGGGAUUUUGGCGAGUACCGCGACUGCCUCGGCGGUGCGCAUCGCGUCGUGGACCGAUACAUUUUCGGGGACCAGCACAUGCUGUCGGGGGGCACCCCCAUGGGGGGUGUACGGCCCAGAAGGUCCGUGGGACCCCGAAGGGUUUCUCAUUGGCUCUCAGCGUCGCUCUUGACGUACCUGGGCUACGCAGUCGGUGGUGCCUUUUCUGAGCGCAACGUGCUGGAAGCGCAAGACGGUGAUUUUGUGUGGCGCCGGAGGAGUCUCGUGCCUCCUCGGGCUUCUUCUCUGCGGCUUUGCGAUCAACGACGGGUUCAUCCCGAUCAACAAGAACUUGUGGAGUCUCUCGUUCGUGCUCGUGACGUCGGGGCUCGCGUGCCUCGGGCUCUGCUUCAUGUACCUCCUCGUCGACAAGUUUAACGUGUGGUCGGGCGCACCGCUCUUGUACGCUGGCAUGAACGCGAUCGUGCUCUACGUCGGGCACGAGACGCUUGGGGGCUUCUUUCCUUUUUCGUAUGCGCACGCUGAUACGCACACGGCGUGGACCAUCUCCAACCUCAUUGGCACCGCGUCGUGGGUCGUGAUUGCGUAUGCCAUGUACCGCAAAGGCAUCUUUAUCACGGUCUAAACCAGAAAUACUACAGGAGCCCUAGCCCUA
Messenger RNA from Saprolegnia parasitica CBS 223.65, 1704 nucleotides. RefSeq lists its product as hypothetical. Bases 33 to 1466 code for a protein of 477 amino acids. Lineage: Eukaryota; Oomycota; Saprolegniomycetes; Saprolegniales; Saprolegniaceae. The record is from RefSeq and is a predicted model, not a curated record. The transcript has 8 exons.